CUUCUCUUCUCAUUUGCAGUCUUGUUGGUUUUCUGCUCAAAUCUCUCAUUGUUCUUUAUAUAUCAAAGGUUUUCUUGAUUGAUUCUCAAUUACAAUAAUGCCUCGCCGAAGCUCUGGAGGAAGGCCAGCACCUCGUGCAGCAUCUCGUGCUGCUCCAGUGCGUAACCUACCUCAGCCAGCAACCCCAGCUCCUCCUCCGGCACCUAUUCGGGGUGGCGGUGGAUCCAUGGUUGGAGGACUUGGUGCCACCAUUGCUGAAGGAAUGGCUUUUGGUACUGGAAGCGCUGUUGCUCACAGGGCUGUUGAUGCGGUGAUGGGUCCUCGUGUAAUUCAACAUGAAACUGUGGUCUCAGGAGCUACUGCCGCUGCUGCACCUGCGUCUGGGUCUACAAUGGGCAAUGUUGGAGGAGCAGAUGCUUGCGGUGUUCAAUCCAAGGCCUUCCAAGAUUGCCUGAACAAUUAUGGUAACGAUAUCAGCAAGUGUCAGUUCUACAUGGACAUGCUCACUGAGUGCCGUAGAAGCUCUGGUGCUGUUAUGGGUGUUUAAUGGAGUACACAAAUAGUGGGAUUUCUUGGCUAUAUAUG
Messenger RNA from Telopea speciosissima, 585 nucleotides. Its product is annotated as hemiasterlin resistant protein 1-like. Bases 98 to 547 code for a protein of 149 amino acids. Gene Ontology annotation, cellular component: mitochondrion; nucleus. The record is from RefSeq and is a predicted model, not a curated record. The transcript is spliced from 5 exons. Gene Ontology annotation, biological process: mitochondrion organization. Lineage: Eukaryota; Viridiplantae; Streptophyta; Magnoliopsida; Proteales; Proteaceae.